Aspergillus tanneri is the source of this 822-nucleotide messenger RNA. Its product is annotated as putative thiol methyltransferase. NCBI's taxonomy places the organism in Eukaryota, Fungi, Ascomycota, Eurotiomycetes, Eurotiales, Aspergillaceae. The record is from RefSeq and is a predicted model, not a curated record. Gene Ontology annotation, molecular function: thiopurine S-methyltransferase activity. Bases 1 to 822 code for a protein of 273 amino acids. The transcript is spliced from 2 exons.
AUGGACACUUCCAAAUUCUUCAUCGAUUUCCAAGGCGAAAAAUACGUGGAUGGCUGGGCCAAUCUCUGGAGUAUAGGCGAGUCUCAGAUUUGGGAUAAGGGAUUCCCAAACCCCGCACUGGAGGACGCAUUGGUCCAGCAGCGUUCUAUCCUGGGAGAUCCGCUUACGGUCGAUGCGCAGGGAGUCGAGCACCGCAAGACGGCUCUGGUUCCUGGUUGUGGAAGAGGUGUUGAUGUGCUCCUCCUCGCCAGCUUCGGUUAUAAUGCCUACGGACUAGAGUGCAGUGCCGUCGCCGUCGAGGAAUGCAAGCAGGAAGAUACCAGAAACCGUCAUCGGUAUCCCGUCCGGCACCCCGAGGUGGGUCGUGGAAAGGCGAUAUUCGUACAGGGUGAUUUCUUCAAAGAUGACUGGCUGAAGGCACUUCGGUUGCCAUUCAAUUGCUUUGACCUAGUUUAUGAUUACAGGUUUUUCUGCGCGCUGAACCCAUCAAUGCGUCCACAAUGGGCCCUUCGAUAUGCCCAGCUUCUUGCUCCAUCCCCGCGCGGUAAUCUGAUUUGUCUCGAGUACCCCAGGAACAAGGACCCUUUGCUACCAGGCUCGCCAUGGGGGGUUUCGUCGGAGGCAUACUGGGAGCACUUGACUCACCCCGGCGAAACAAUUCCCUACGAUGAUCAUGGUAGAUGCGCAAGUGACCCUUCUCGGAAGCCAGGCGAACGGCGGUUCGAACGAGUUGCAUAUUGGCAGCCCGCUCGGACCCACGACAUUGGAAUAGACGAGAUGGGUGAGAUACAUGACCGAAUUUCCGUAUGGCGUCGACAGUAG